GAACCAUAAUACUUGUCUUCUUUGCUUAUAAUGACAAUUAAUUUAUUUUAUUACUGUUUAUUAGAGGCUUAUUCACGAGAGCAAACGCUGAUUGUUCAGAAGAUUGUCUCUGACCACAAUGGUUCAGAUUUUAUUUUUGCUGAAGAUCCUGAAGCUAAGAAAGAAAUUUGGAAGAUAAGGAAGGAGGCUCUUUGGGCUUGCUUUGCUAUGGAACCCAAUUUUGAGGCUAUGAUUUCAGAUGUAUGUGUUCCUUUAUCUCACCUUGCAGAGCUAAUAUCAAGUUCCAAACAAGAGCUGGAUGCAUCAUCACUGGUUUGCACAGUUAUUGCCCAUGCUGGUGAUGGGAAUUUUCACACUGUUAUUCUAUUUGAUCCUAACAAUGAAGAGCAUCGGAAGGAAGCAGAAAGGCUGAACCAGUUUAUGGUCCAAACUGCAUUAUCAAUGGAAGGAACAUGUACUGGUGAACAUGGCGUUGGGACUGGGAAGAUGAAGUAUCUUGAAAAGGAGCUUGGAAUUGAGGCUUUGAAGACAAUGAAAAGAAUAAAAACAGCUUUGGAUCCCAAUAAUAUCAUGAACCCAGGAAAGCUCAUUCCUCCCCAUGUUUGCUUCUAGAAACACCUUGUCAAGACCUCCAGUCGGCUACCUCGGAUUACAAGGUUUCUGAGAAGUUCAUCAAGUUCUAAGGUUAUGAGAGCUUCCUUGCAGAAUUGGAUCCUGUAAACUUGGUUGAUUGCCAAGUUAUUGGACUUCAAGGUACCGGUUUUCCCUAUCUUGAUUGCUUCUCUGAUUUCUUAGAGGGAUUUGGAAUUACCGGCUGACAUUCUACCGGCUUAUUAUGCACCCUUUUUCCCUCUAUUUCCUAUUUUAAAUAAUAUUUUGAGUGAGUAUGUAGUCAGUACUUCUUAAUAUGUGAGAACAAAACUAUAAAUUUACCUCCCACAAGUUCAAUCAUGUAUUUCUCCAACAUGGAUUUCUUAUACAUUAUAAAUAAAUUAUGCCAUCGAGGUGCCUGUGGACAAA
Molecule: messenger RNA, 1020 nt
Organism: Carica papaya (papaya)
Lineage: Eukaryota; Viridiplantae; Streptophyta; Magnoliopsida; Brassicales; Caricaceae
Source: RefSeq, a predicted model, not a curated record